CCCCCCACCCCCGCCCCCGCGGGAGCGGGCGACGGGCGUGAGCGCGAGGUGGCGGCAGCGGACGGGGAGCGGCGUCUACCGGGGCAGACGGUACAGUUUGUGUUGGAGCUGGCAUUGGGUAUAUUCAGGCCGAGGACUUGGUGGUACAACGGUUUUGGAUUCAAGUCAUGGUUUGCAGAAAAUAUGGCAGUUAUUGUGGGAAGCAGCAUAAUCCCUUAUGUGGGUAGGGAUUGAAAACCUUAGAAAUGGUAUCCCGGGCAAGAUCUGAGAUGACAGUAUCUUCAACCUUCAAGUUGUCACAGUGAAUUGUAGUGUGUCAGACUACACAGGGUGUCUCAGUUGAAAUUUCAAUUGAAAAAUUGGAGGAUUCCACUCAGGAAAUUGUAUCACGUUUGGUUGUUACAUCCCCUUAGUCUUCUCCUGGCUGUGACAAUUUCUCAGACUUCCCUUGUUUUUGAUGACCUUGACAGUUUUGAGGCGUACUCAUCAGAAAUGUCUAUGGUAUUGGAAGAUCAUUACUUUUGGAAGGCCAGUUAACAUCCAUUUCCUAAGAGAAACUUGACCACCAUUUGCUCUGGCAUGGCGCAAAGCAGCCCGCAGCUUGAUAUUCAGGUUCUCCAUGAUCUCCGACAACGUUUCCCUGAAAUUCCAGAGGGUGUGGUGUCUCAGUGCAUGUUACAGAAUAACAACAAUCUUGAAGCCUGUUGUCGAGCCCUCUCUCAGGAGAGCAGCAAGUACUUAUAUAUGGAAUACCAUAGCCCAGAUGACAAUAGGAUGAAUAGAAAUCGCCUUUUACAUAUUAACCUGGGUAUUCAUUCUCCUAGUAGCUACCACCCGGGAGAUGGAGCUCAACUUAAUGGUGGUCGAACACUGGUACAUAGCUCAAGUGAUGGACAUAUCGAUCCACAGCAUACAGCAGGUAAACAGCUGAUAUGUUUAGUUCAGGAACCACACUCAGCUCCAGCAGUUGUAGCUGCUACUCCCAACUACAAUCCAUUUUUUAUGAAUGAACAGAACCGAAGUGCAGCUACUCCACCUUCACAGCCACCUCAGCAGCCAUCCUCCAUGCAAACAGGAAUGAAUCCAUCCACUAUGCAAGGGCCUUCACCACCGCCACCGCCACCUCCUUCAUACAUGCACAUACCUCGGUAUAGUACAAAUCCAAUUACUGUUACAGUAUCCCAAAACCUCCCUUCUGGACAGACUGUACCAAGAGCUUUACAGAUUCUUCCACAAAUUCCAAGCAAUCUCUAUGGGUCUCCUGGUUCUAUUUAUAUUAGACAGACAUCUCAGAGUUCAUCAGGAAGACAGACUCCUCAGAGCGCACCAUGGCAGUCCUCACCACAGGGCCCAGUGCCUCAUUAUAGCCAACGUCCUUUGCCUGUUUAUCCACACCAACAGAACUAUCAGCCUUCUCAGUAUUCUCCUAAACAGCAGCAGAUCCCUCAGUCUGCUUACCAUUCACCGCCUCCCUCUCAGUGUCCUUCUCCUUUCAGCUCUCCACAGCAUCAAGUGCAGCCUUCCCAGUUGGGCCACCCAAGUUCCCACGUGUUUAUGCCGCCUAGUCCUUCAACUACUCCACCCCAUCUAUAUCAGCAAGGACCUCCUAGCUAUCAGAAACAGGGAAGCCACUCAGUAGCCUAUCUCCCAUACACAGCAUCUAACUUACCCAAAGGUUCCAUGAAGAAGAUAGAAAUUACAGUUGAACCUUCUCAAAGACCUGGGACAGCAAUUACUAGGAGUCCUUCACCCAUCAGUAAUCAACCGUCUCCACGGAAUCAGCACUCACUGUACACAGCCACCACGCCACCUUCAAGUUCUCCUUCACGAGGGAUAUCUAGUCAACCAAAACCUCCAUUUAGUGUUAAUCCUGUGUAUAUCACAUAUACACAGCCAACUGGACCUUCAUGUGCUCCAUCGCCAUCUCCUCGGGUGAUACCAAACCCAACUACGGUGUUUAAAAUUACUGUAGGCCGAGCAACGACUGAAAAUCUUUUAAAUUUAGUGGACCAAGAAGAGCGUUCUGCAGCACCAGAACCUAUUCAGCCCAUUUCAGUGAUACCAGGCUCUGGGGGAGAGAAAGGAAGCCAUAAAUACCAGAGGAGUUCUAGUUCUGGAUCAGAUGACUAUGCCUAUACACAAGCCUUGCUGUUACAUCAGCGAGCAAGGAUGGAGAGGUUAGCAAAGCAGUUGAAACUUGAGAAAGAGGAGCUAGAGCGGUUGAAGGCUGAAGUUAAUGGUAUGGAACAUGACCUGAUGCAGAGACGGCUCAGAAGAGUCAGCUGCACCACAGCGAUCCCCACGCCUGAGGAAAUGACAAGAUUGAGAAGCAUGAACAGACAACUCCAGAUAAAUGUUGACUGUACACUGAAAGAAGUUGACCUCCUUCAAUCUAGAGGAAACUUUGAUCCAAAAGCCAUGAAUAAUUUUUAUGACCACAUAGAACCUGGCCCAAUUGUACCACCGAAACCAUCUAAAAAAGACUCCUCAGACCCCUGCACAAUUGAGAGAAAAGCCCGAAGAAUUAGCGUGACCUCCAAAGUACAGGCAGAUGUCCAUGACACCCAGGCAGCAGCUGCAGAUGAGCAUCUAUCCAGCUCCAAACCGAGUCCUCGGACACAGUCCCGAGAUGAAGACUAUGAAGGGGCUCCAUGGAAUUGUGACAGUUGCACCUUUCUCAACCACCCAGCACUGAAUCGCUGUGAACAGUGUGAGAUGCCGCGGUACACUUGAGCUCAGAAGAGCUGGCACCGGGUUGAAAGUGAAACUUGGAGCACCCGCCAGAAGACAAGGAAACCUCGGGAAUCUCUUCAUCUGCCCAGCCUUUUCAUUUCUGAUUCCCUGGGGGGCGGAGGAGGAGGAAUGGCACCGUGGCCACUGUGCUCACAAAAGGAAAAAUGGGGAGGUCUUUAUUUUUUCCUUUAGCUCAUUGCAGAGUGAGAGGUAGAAAGGGAUACUUGAAACCGGGAAAGGCCUCUCUCCUGAAAGAAUGUACACAGAGAAGUCAAGAGCUCUUCUGUGGAAUCCCAGUCAUUACAGUUACUGCUGAGUGGCCCUUAUUUUUCAAAGUUGAACUUUGAAUCAUGGUAUGAAAUGUUACAGUUUAUGCAGGCAAACUGUGAAUUCCAGAGCAGACUUAUCGGAUUACAUCUGUCUGGGAAACCAAGGCUCCCUGUGCUUCUUUCCUGCUGCUUCCUAUGAAGAGAAGGGUGGGAAAAAGCACCCAAAAUACAUUUUUUGGCAGAAUAAUAAGGGUAUUUGUAAUUGCUGCUUUUUUUCAGGGGUAGUUUCAAACACACAUAUGCACAGAUAUUUUAAAAUGUGAUUUGUAGCAGUCAGGAAUGAGGCAGAUCAUGCCCUUUGUUGGAAGGUACAAUCAGAGGCAGUAAGAUCCCUUUGGUUUGUACAGUGAUUCAUCAACCUGUAUCAACACUGGUAACUAAGACCUAAUUAUGCCACAUAAGAAAUACAUUUUUAAGUUACUAUAGGCUUUUAUUAGGCCUUUGCCUUUAAAAGUUACCCUUACAAAAUACGAUUUUAUAAAUGACAUUCUCAUAAAACUGCGCUUUGCCGAUAGCACAGUGAGUGUAUGCCAAAUGCAAGUCCAUUCCAGAAUUCAUUUGGAAAUCUUCAGCUCAGCUGUGGUUCUUAAGAAAUACUUGUAGUCCAUCAGGCCUUCCCCUCCCCCUUUUAAUUUUGUGAUGAAUUCAUGAUGUUUACAGCACAGAUAAUACGUUGUGCCAUAAUUCUAAUUUAGCUGAAAAAAAUAUUAACUGUUCAAUAAAGAUUUAUUUGCACAUGUUUAUAAAAACGGGAAAAAGUAGUUGGCCAAUAUCAUAAAGUUGUGCACUGCAUUAUUUGGGGAGCAAGAGAAGGCUAGUCAAGAAACAGUACUGGGCUGGGGCUGUACCCCAGUCGUAGAGUGCUUGCCUAGCAUGCACGAAGCUAGGUUUGCUCUUCAGUCCCCCUCCCCACAUACAUAAGAAACAUGAGUACGGAGAAGUUUGAAACAUUUUAAAUUUAAUGAAGCUGUUCUCAGAAAUCAUAUUUGUUCCUGCAGUUCAGGUAAUAUUAAAGCACUAUGAAACAGAACUUAGUGUGAUUCACCAGGGUGCAUCACUGAAAAAUGAGUAACAUUCAAAUAAGCGUAGUUCAGCAUUGGAUUUUGGGAACCCCUCCCAUUUUGGUGAGGAUGAACAGUAGUAAAGUUGGUAGGUUUUCCCAUCCCAAAGGUUUUGCCUGAGGUUAUAACCUUAGGAAUACCAGGUGUCCGUCCUGCAUACACAUACACUCUGUGCUGUCAUUGUAUUCUAAUUUAGCGGUAAAAUCUGACAGACCUGGAAAAACAAGCUGCACUUAAUAGCAUAAUGAAACCAAAGGCAUAACUCAUCAAAGUUUUCCAUCAAAAUCAUAACUUCACACACUGCCUACAGCUUUCAAAACAUUUUUUCAUAUAUGGAAUAACUCCCCAAAAUAUAGUCACUUGUUUCCCAAGGUAAGCAUGGUUAUGUAAUUACACUGAUAAAACAUCUUUUAAUACAAUAACUGGCAAAACUGUGAAAAUAAUGGUGAGAAAGCAGAUGGGUGUAAAAGCACGAACAGUGAUCUUUAAAGGAUUUUGUAACACUGGUUUCUGUCAGUCUCUAAUAACCCAGUCUAUUAGUCCUACUGUUCUGUAAAAUGCCUUUGCCUUCGUGUGGUUUCAUAUCUUGUUAGUGAUGGUCAGCAUCACUUGGUGUUAAGAAACAGUUCAAGGGAAAAAUAUAUACAUACAUAUAUAUACUGCUUGGUGUUCUAGCUAAAAAGGUUUACCAGUAUUCAUAGUGAUACGCCGAAGUGGUGGCAGUUAACUUGGCAGUUGUCAGUUGAAAAUGAAAGUAGCAUGUCUGAAAACAGUCUGAUGCAGUGCUUUAUUAAAACCAUGUAGAUGACUUUAAAACUUGCAUGAAAAUACACCAAGGUUAAUAAACUGUUAUCAUACAGUAGAUGCAUGGUUUCAGUCCUUUGAUGAGAUAUCCAGUCAAUCAUUGCUUUCACCUGCCAGGAAGAGUGAGGAAACAGUCUGUUUGCUAGGUAUGGAGGGUGGAGUUUGAAACAUCAAAGAUAGACUUUAAGGAAGCUUUGUACACAUUAAUUUUCAAUUGUGCACAAGUUUCACAUUCCAACAUAGGCUAUAUCCAGUUUUGAAAAGUGAGCAAAAAAUAAUUUGACACUGAUAAAUUUGAUACAUUUAACUGUGUCCCAUAUAGACUGCUUCUUGCUUAUGACCAGUUUUAGUAAGAAUUCACCCAACUUUCAAGGUGACUUUUUAAAAGGAUCUCCUGGUUAGUUUGGUGUGCGUAAACAAUUGGCAUAUGUGUGAGGGUAUAAUGGGGUGACGCCUGGCUGCUAGGGUGCCUGUGUUUUCAGUUAGCUGGUGCACUCCUUGAUUGUUGUAAGAGGCUUGUUUUCUUAAAAUAUGUCUGGUUUGAUGUACCUGUAACAUACAGACCUGACUAUACGUUUUACAUUACAUUAUUUCACUUUAUUGUAAACUGGGUUUUUACAGAGCAUGUUUGCCAUUUUGUGUAAGUACAUUGCCCCUUAAAUUUUGGCGUUCUUUAAAAGUUUAAAGUGGUAACAGAGGAGCCAGAAGUUUUCUAAGCAUUGUAAAAUGUAUUGAAUUAAUAUUGAUCUAGCUUGGGAGAGAGUAGAGGCAGGGGGUUUUAAAGAAACAAAUGCAUUGUAAAAAAUGUAGUUUUAGAACAGAUUAAUGAUGGUGGGGAAAGUGUUGCUAAUUUGUUUAUUUCCCUGGAAGACAUGGGAAGUGUGGUAAGCAGUUUAAUUUUUAAGGAGCUGGUCUCAAUUUUAGUACUUUUUAAUUCUAAAAAAAAAUCAAUGUUUCCUUAAAUUUUGUCAUUGCUUUGUCACAAUUAUUUAGGGUUCAUAUCCUUCCUGUGGCAACUCAAUUUUAUAUAGUAUUUUAAAAGGUAAUUGUAAUGUCUUUCUGACAGUAUAAACAAAAAGCAAGAAUAUAAAGCAUAGAAGAAUUGUCCUUUAAAAACAUCCAUGAUGUAUCCUGGAAUGUGAAGAUGUCCCUUUAUUGUUAAAAAUUGAAUUAUUUUAAUAUUGUACCAUUGUUAGACCUUAAAUAAGUCUUUGUUACAGUGUGUUUGUAUAUCUGUAGAGAAAGGAAAACAAUGGAAAUGUUACUUUAAAAAAAUCAGAAUAAAUUGGGCACUGUCUGUGUUGCACCACUACUGUAUCUUUUUGAAAGAAUUAACAGUAUUUUCCUAUUGUGAAAGUUAAUUCUGAUGAUGUUUUCACAUUCACCAGACAUUUUUUUCUGUAUUAUUUGCAUCCCCAAAUAUUUAAUACAAGUAGAUUUUGCAUGGCUUGGGCAUUCAGAGAUUAAUAGAAUGACAACUCAGUUUUAAUUUCUAAAGCCAUGAAAGGUUGCUUUGAGACUGAACAAUUCUGAAUUUUUAUUUAUAAUGACAACCAAUGUCCAUGUUUCUCUCCCUGCUGUAAAAGAAUUGAUCAGUUUCUUCAUUAAAGCAGUAAGAACUUAUUAAAUCAUGUAAAUAUCAUGUGUCUUUUAGAUUUCUGUGUAUGCUGUGAAUGACAUUAUUUUGAGAUGAAAUUGUACAAAGGCAUUUGAAAGGCUAUGCAUGCAUCGUACCUCCGAACAAUACAUAUUCAGAAAGUCAAAGAUUCCUGCAAAAUAAAUUAAUAAACUAAAAGCAA
Chinchilla lanigera (long-tailed chinchilla) is the source of this 6726-nucleotide messenger RNA. It is a transcript of the gene Tab3, whose product is annotated as TGF-beta activated kinase 1/MAP3K7 binding protein 3. The transcript is spliced from 12 exons. Gene Ontology annotation, molecular function: ubiquitin binding. NCBI's taxonomy places the organism in Eukaryota, Metazoa, Chordata, Mammalia, Rodentia, Chinchillidae. Gene Ontology annotation, cellular component: extracellular exosome. The coding region runs from base 580 to 2733 and encodes 717 amino acids. The record is from RefSeq and is a predicted model, not a curated record.